Paramecium sonneborni is the source of this 466-nucleotide messenger RNA. NCBI's taxonomy places the organism in Eukaryota, Ciliophora, Oligohymenophorea, Peniculida, Parameciidae. The record is from the annotation of a GenBank genome assembly.
CAAAUUAUUCAAUUAGACCUAAAACAAACAGAUUAAGUAAAACAUAAUUGGAUAGAAGCAUAAAUAAAAUGAAAUAUAAUUGAUUAGCAGGUGAUCCACAAUAUUUUUGAUCAUCUUAACAUAAUGGAUUAUGUUACAUAGUAUCAGUCAUAAUCGUUCUCCAAUCAUCUCCAGAAGCACAUUUAAAUAAUGCUAACAUAGCAUUACCAAAAUUAGUGAAAUUAAUAUAAUCAUCCAUUACUUAUCCAGAAUCUAUAUUACCAUAUAAUUAACAUCCAAAUAAAGCAAAGAUUAUCAUUGUUAUAAUAAGAAUUGUGAAUAUUUUAACAAGAUAUGGAACAGCAAAAGCCAUCACUCUAAUUAGUCUUUAAAUAUUUAUUAAACCUUAAAAGAUGAGAAUUAUUCUUAAACUUCUUAAAGCAAAAAAGAGACGUAAAAUUUAAAAAUAACUAUCAUUCGGAGAUGA